Messenger RNA from Leucoraja erinaceus (little skate), 3084 nucleotides. RefSeq names its product regulator of microtubule dynamics protein 3-like. NCBI's taxonomy places the organism in Eukaryota, Metazoa, Chordata, Chondrichthyes, Rajiformes, Rajidae. Gene Ontology annotation, cellular component: mitotic spindle pole; spindle microtubule; cytoplasm. Gene Ontology annotation, molecular function: microtubule binding. The coding region runs from base 92 to 1603 and encodes 503 amino acids. The record is from RefSeq and is a predicted model, not a curated record. The transcript has 13 exons.
CGGCUCGUGCGUCCCUAGCAACGGCGGCGCGGCGUCACGUGAGCACAAGCGGGGUGUCAAUGGGCGGCAUGGCGUGACUGGGGCAAGGCCAAUGUUCAGCAAGGAGGGCUUCAAGGCCGCAGCGUUGCUGGCAGGGGCUGGGGUGGCCUCGGGGGCCUUGGGGAUCUACUACUUAUGGAGACACCACAAGGGUCCCCUUCUCUUGGAUGCCCUGGGGCAGCAGGAGUUGGUGUGGGCCACAGCCAAGUCAGAAGAGCUGUUCCUGCUUGAGGACCAAGAAGCCCCCAGUGGGGUCUCAGAGGAGCAGGCUGAAAUCCGGUGGCAUCUCGACUCCAUACAAACCUGCUUGAAUGGCCUGAAGGAUGAGGUGGCCUCCCUGAGAGGCUGCAUCCAGGGCAUUGUAGAGAAGCAGGUUAGCCUGAAGAAAUACAAGACUGCCAGGAGGAAGAAGAGGAGAUAUGAAUCCAAGCGAGACAGCGAUGAUUCCGCAGAAUCUGUCUCCAUCUACUUCACAGCAAAUGCUGGGAAACCCUCAGACAGUGAGAGUGAAGCAGGACAAAUAGAAAUCCCUGCAGGUAUGGACUGUUCCAUGCUGGCAUUCACAGCUGCAUCAUUCACAGAUGACAGGGCUGGCCCGGAGAUGGACUCGUCACUUCUUCAAUUUCAACAGGAGAUUGGUUUUACAACACCAAGUAAUGAAACAGAAAUAGAGAAGGAUGAAGAAGAGGUCAGCGAUUUGGUGCAGGUUCUGAAUUUCUCCCCUCCCACGGAGCCAGAGGCUGACUCCUCUAUACAGUCUUUGAAAUCACCCAUAGAUGAAGAAAGUGAAAUGAAUUCACUCCUGCAACAAGUAGACACACUGCACGAUGGGACGAAAGAGGAGCAAGAACAAGGGUUCAAUAUCCUUUUGGACAAUAAAAAUAAGUAUGGCAAGAGAAAGGAGUUCUGCUGGCGAAUGAUUCGUGCCUAUAGUGACAUGUUCCAGCUGACAGAAGAUAAAGAAACACAGAAAUGCUACGCUUUGGCCGGAAGAGAUGAAGGAAAUGCCAGUUUGAAGGACCACGCAGACAGCAUAGAAUGCCAGAUUUGGCUUGCGAUUGUGAGUGGGUAUCUGGAUGAACACGAAGCAGAGGAUAGGUCUGAAGGAAAUGAUGAAGUCAAGGAGAUAGAAGAUGAGGCUGGUGUGCUCAUUGAACUCACUAACAGUUUGGACAACAUAAAAAUUCCUGAUGUUGUCCCUCUUGACGAUGCACCUGAAACGGCAGAGGUCACAGACAAAGUUGAAGAACAGGGCGUGCAGUCACGACAUGCAAGUAACAUUUUAGUCGAAGUGAUUAACAGUUGUGACACUGCAUUCUUGCAGCAUUCUGCCAGUUCUAUUGCUGAUUCAAGCGAGAUAGUGGAUAUUCACGACAGAAACAUACAACAGGACAUGAAGGCGCUAGAUGAAGCUAAUCUGAUGGUUGAAUUCAUCGAUGGUUAUCACAUCACGUACAGGAGUGAGUGCAACCUUCUAGCCCCCGAUGUGGCGAAGUCAGUAGCAGCCACGGACAGCGAUAAUGACCAGGAUGAACCUGAUGAGGUCAAAGAUGCAAAAUAUUGAACAGACAGUGUCUGAAGAGCCAGCAAACCAUGGCAUGACUGCUUAUGACGGCAGGAAUGGCCAGCACAACAAAUCUUCCUACAGCCAGGGUUAACGAUUUGAUUUAAAAUAAAACCAAAUGGUACUUGAGCAUUUUAUAAAUAAUGAGAUUUCUUAAAACACCAGUCAAUUCUCUCUUCCACUGCCUCUGUACAUCAUGCUUCUUUAACGUUUGUAAUAGGGUACUUGUGGCUACAAUUGCCUCACAAUAAAUAUGCUUUGGGUUUAAACAUGCAAGCACAGAGGAAUAAGAAAUAUUCAAUGUUGUUUUUCACGCUUGGGCUAGGAGCAGGUAAUGGAAUUAAAAUAAUUUAGCCCUGGAUUUCUUUAACUACUGGUUUUAGGUUUAAAUUAUUAAACUCGUUAUGCCAAAUUAAACAAGGUUUUUGUUCCAUUGUGUAGCAAGGACCCAAUCGAAGAUUUUAUUUACAUUUGAGUUGCGUGAAUUUUAAAAGUCUACAACCUAUUUAGCCCAGCAUCAACUUUACAAACGCAGCCAGAGUGGCCAGGGGAAGUUCUGUAUGAUUGUAUUCUAUAAACUGCAGUAAAUGCAGCCACAUGCACAUACAUAAACUCCUAUUGCUGGCAAUAUUCAGUGGGGUAAGAGGGACUACAUGUAGGAAGUGACCAACCUCUUUCAAGUGGCUUGCAUCAGCCAGAUUAAAGAUCUAUCCUCUGGCAAUUGCUGCGGAAAAAAAAGUAAUUGAGAGUAUUCAAUAAAGUUGUGAUUUUCAUCAUGUAAUAUUAGAGGGGCAGUUGAAAGUAGUAAGUCGUGUGAUGGACCUGCAGGAAUCUGUUUAAUCUGCAUUAGAAAGCCCAAGCAUAAGUUACCAAAACUGAAUUUCAUGAUUGUGCCAUUGGUUGCAGUCAAGGAAUUUACCAUCUCAGAGUUCAGUUUUCAUACUGCUGCAUAUAUAGAACAGUCUUUUGCCAAUUGCUUUUACCAAUUGCACUUUUACAAAUGAGCACUCUUCUCCAGCAGUGACAGUAAGAAAAAAUGUAUUGAGGUGGUAAGUUUCAGCUUGCAGAGAUACAACAACAGAAACCUGCCCCUGAUGGCCGUGCGGGUGGGGGAGAUGGAGUAGUAAGAGACGGAGACACAAAAUUCAAGUUAGGAAUGGGAACGGAGUGGAAGCUCCGAAGGAAAAGGAAGGAAGGACAUCUUUCAGUAGGUCGAACAAUUGAGAACAGGAUAGGUCUGGAUUGGAGCAGCAGAACCACUUUUGGUUUGACUAACAUUGGACAAAGCAGCUCGCCACAGACCUCCACCCUACGCAAGCAAAAAGCUAAUUUCAGGAUUCCAAAUACAGGCGUAAACAGAUGGAUUACGAGCAGCAUGAAGGUUAGCACUGGUGCUACGGAGCAAUCUGAAUUGUCCUGUAAACCAAUUAACCAACAACCUUGUCUUCAAUCGUUUUUUUAUAAAUGUGCAUUAGCCCCCC